CUUGACAAUGACUCAAUAUGUCAAUAAGAAAAUAAGUAUAAUUAAUAUGAUUACAAAUUAAAAGUUUAAACGUGCUUCACACAAAAAGUCAAUUGUGAAUUCUAGAACUUGAUUCUAAACUAAUCGUGUUGUUAUUAAGUAGAAUACGUCGUAACAUAGCUGACUUGGCAGACUAGUCGUCUAUAAUUGAAAACAACGCAAUAUGUUCUCAGUUUUCGAAAUAUGUGAAGAGAGGCAGAAAAGCGACAAAGUGGUCGGAAAAUCUAAGCAUCAUGAUGCCCUGUUCCAUGAUCUGAUGGAAGAAUGUAAACACAGUGCUCCCGGAGCCAGACUGUCUGCUAAAGUGCGCACAGCUCUUGAGAGGUUGCGGCCGGCCGAGAGGCGCGAGCUGGUGUCGCGCACGCAUGACGGCUGCGCGCCGCUGUUCGUGGUGAGCGGGCGCGGCAACGCCGAGGUGGCCGAGUACCUGGUGCGGGCGUGCGGCGCGCCGCUGGAGCAGCGCGGCGUGUACGAGCUGGCCGACGACCGCUGCGCGCACCGCGUCACGCCGCUGUGGCUGGCGGCCGUGGCGGCGCGCCUGCCCGUGCUGCGCGUGCUGCUGGCGGCCGGCGCCGACGUGGACGCCGCGUCCGACUCGGGCUCCACGCCCGUGCGCUCGGCCUGCUUCAUGUCGCACCUGGACGUGGUGCGCCUGCUGGUGUCGCGCGGCGCCGACAUCCACCGCGCCAACCACAACGGCGGCACGUGCCUCAUCAACGCCGUGCAGUCGCACGCGCUGCUCGCCUUCCUGCUGCGGCGCGGCGCGCGCGUGGACGCGUGCGACACGCAGCGCAAGACGGCGCUACACUACGCCGUGCAGGAGCAGCGGCUAGAGAGCGCGCGCCUGCUGCUUCGCCACGGCGCCUCGCCGCACCUGCGCUCGUGCCACGGCGACGACGCGCUGCGCACCGCCGCGCUGCGCCGCUCCACCCAGAUCGUGUCGCUGCUGCUGGAGACGGUACCGUACGGCGCGGCGCAGCGGGCCGACGCGCUCGAGCUGCUGGGAGCCACGCACCUGGACGAGUUCAACGACGUGUGCUCCGCGCUGAGCUGCUGGCGCCAUGCCACCGCGAUCCGGGAGGCGGGCGGCGGCUACGUGCCCAAGACGGCCUCCGAAGACGUGGGCGAGGAGGAGCCGCGCGGGCUGCGGGGGGAGGGCUCGCGGGCGCUGGGCAGCGCGGUCGAGUGGCGCGCGGCCAAGGACCUGGAGAAGCUGGCGCACGACGUGGACGGGCUGCGGGCACAGGCGCUGCUGGUGGCGGAGCGGGUGCUGGCGCCCGCGCACAAGGAGCUCACGGCCAGGAUCAUGUACCGUGGAUAUUCUUACGUGGAGGCAUCCGAGUACCAGCGCGGUAUUGAUCUGUGGACGUGGGCGCUGCAGCUGAGGAGCACCAGACACACGCUGCUGUACGCAGACACGAGCGUGACGUUGACGGCCCUGACCCGCCUGCUGCUGGACGUGGCCAGCGGCCGCCUGGAGGGCACGGCGGACCUGCCGCGUCACUGUGACGUGCUGCGCGUGUUCAACCUGCUGGCUGACCAGCUGCCUCAGGCCCGCGCCGCGCUGGCGCCCCGGCCGCAGCACCGGCGGCAGCUGCAGACCUUCGACCUGGCCCUGCGCUGCCUCACGCACGUGCUGCACCUGCUGCUGCGGACGGCGCGCGACGACCGCCAGCGGGACCAGACGGAGGCGGGCGCGCGGCGCGUGGUGCUCCUGGGGCUGCGCUCGGGCCAGACGGGUGACUCGCUGCUGCACCUGGCGGCGUCCAGCCUGAACACGGUGCACACGGCGCUCGCGGCCCGCGGGCUGGCGCCGCAGCGCUCGCCGCGCGUGUUCCCCAGCGAGCCCGUGGUGGCGCUGCUGCUGCGCUGCGGCGCCGACCCGCGCGCGCCCAACGAGGCGGGCUCCACCGCGCUGCACGUCGCCUGCAUACCCUACAAUUUCUCCAACUCGCUGGUGGAGGCGCUGCUGGCGGGCGGCGCGCACCUGGACCAGCUCAACAAGUUCUCCAACUCGGCGGGCGAGCUGCUGGCCCUCAACCGCGCGGCCCGCGUGUGCCCCGCGCGCCACACGCCGCUGGCAUGCCUGGCCGCGCGCGCGCUGCUGGCCGCCUGCCCGCGCGACCUGCCCGCGCCCGUGCGCGCCGCUCUGCCCGCCACGCUCAUGGACUUCCUGAUGCUGCACCGAGAGCCCGCCGCCUGACUCGCGAGCCACACUCGUUUCCAAUAAACAUUCAAUUACAUAUAUUGCAUAAUUAUUUGUUUUAUCAACCAGGUUCGUGCCCGCCCCCGCCGGUCUCUAUGAUUGACAUCUGGCCACUUUCGUGACUUUUGAACGCUUUCUGGACGCUAAAACAAAGUUAAAGAAACACGCAGGACGAUCUAUGCCCGACUUUGGUAAACCUUUUGACAGAGUGGACCUAAAUAGCUGUUAGAAAAUCUCGUGAGGGUUCAAAUGUUAAGGUAGUGUUCGAUGAGAUGAGUCGAAAGUUUCAUAUAUUUCAUAUGCGGGAUACCGCAGGGGUCAAUCCGGGAACCGCUUUUGUUUAUACUGUUUGUUACUGAUCUUCACAAGUGUUCCAAGGUCAUAAAAUUUCUUUAAUAUGUUAUGAAUUUCUUGAAUAUGCACACGACCUCAAAUUUUGUUUUCGACCUCAAGUAUUGGCUUCCUGAUCUGAAAUGAUGCUAUUAUGCAUGUCAAAAACGUUACGUAGCAUUGUACUUAGUACCCGUUCUACUAUAUACAACUUUUUCAGACUGUAUGUAUUUGUCUGUAUGUAUUUUCUUUUUUUAGUUAAAGAAACUAUCAAAACAUCAAUAUGGCUUAAGAUCAGAUAAAUCAACAGGGGCUACAGUAUCAAAUGUGGUAGAAAACUACGUCGACGUAAUUCUGGACCUUGUGAAAGCCUUGGACAUACAGAUUCUACGACUUUAUACCACUACUAUUAGACAAAAUGGUUAUAAAGGUGACAUGCACUUUUAAGCAUUUUCUUACAAACAGACAGCAAAGUGUAAGAAUAGAUAAAUUAAAAAUUACCUUAGCCCGUUCCAUCCAGUAACUUACGGAGUACCCCAGGAGAGUGUCCUCAGUCCUACAAGGUUUCUGAUUUAUGUGAGCAACCUAUGUCAUCUCAAUUCAACUAAUUGAAAAACAUUUAUGUAUGCUAAUUAUUCAUGUCGGUUCUCAAAACAAUGUAUAUCACUUCAAAACAAAUUUUCUGCGUUUAAUGACAUAAUAAUUGUUAGAAAGUCUUCACACAAACACAGGAUGCUGUUGGGUUUGUAAAACGAGAAUAAUAAAAUACCUAGGAGUUGUUAUAGAUAAGACAUUUAUUUGUUAUUAAAUUAUAUUUUAAAUUUAUUUACAUAUCUACCUAUAAUUGUUAUUGAAUUUGCAUAGACUACGGUUGCCUCUGGAAAUAACAUGGCAUUUAAAAUACAAUUACAAUUAUUUUUUCGGAAAUCCAAUAAUCGCACACUAAUACAUAAAUUACAUACAAAAAAUAAAAUAUAUAUCUAAGUGUACAGAUAACUUGCAGGUUUACACAUCAUUCAUUAACUGUUAUCUUUCUUACCAUAUUAUACAAGUUGGAUUACAGUCCUUUAGUUAAAUUACAGUGUAUCAAAUAUGUUAUGUAUCAAGAUAAGAUACAACAGUAUUUACUCAUUAUAUUAUUAAUUUUAGUAUAUUUGUUAUUUUUUUUAGCCCAUCUGCACUAAUGUCCGAGUCUAGUAUUUUAUUUAGGUACUCACUAUAUUCUCUUGACAUUCGCUCGAUUGGAGAAUUUUUGCCGAGGUUUAUUUGUAUUAACUUUUAUUACUGUAAAAAAUUGGGCGUUGGCUUCAAGGGGCAGUACGAUGUACAUUAAUACACAGUUUCGUCAGCAAGUCUGGGCUAUCAAUUAAAUUGUGAAACAGUUUAUGUAAGAACUUAAAGUCUAACAAUAUUCGCCUCUCUUCUUAACGUCUGUAUUUUAAAGAACUCAAGCCGGCUACACUAGGUGUCCAAUAUUCUGGGUGUAUGAAAUUUGUAAGAUAAAUAUCGUAAAAACUGUUUUUUUAAUACUUUCUAUUCUUUUUAUGUGGAUGUUAUAGCAAGUGGACCAGACGUGAAACAAUACUCGAGCUUGCUUUAUUUAAGACAAGAUAUAAUAAGAGUAACUGGCUUAAUAAAAUGCUUUCCUUGUCGCAUCACAAACCCUAGUGUAUUGAGUGCAGAAUUGGCAAUUGUAUCUAUGAACCGUAACUGUUUAUCAUUUGUAAUAAGUACCUAAAGUUCUGAUUUCAUCAGUAGUUGUUAAAGUUAUAUGGGCAAUCUUGUAUUGGUCAGCACGUUGAUAUUUAUUUUUCAUGAAACUGUAAUUGAGAAGCAUUUCUCAGUAUUAAGAUACAUUUUACUAUAUUUACAAAAUUUAGUUAGGUUAUUAAUGUCAUCUUGUAUGUGUCAGCACGUUGAUAUUUAUUUUUCAUGAAACUGUAAUUGAGAAGCAUUUCUCAGUAUUAAGAUACAUUUUACUAUAUUUACAAAAUUUAGUUAGGUUAUUAAUGUCAUCUUGUAGUAAAUGACAAUCAUUUUCAUUUAUUAUGGUUCAGCCUAUUUUUAAGGCAUCGGCAAAUAGAAACAUGUUGCAGUUCUGGAUAGCUUUAGGAAUAUCAUUAUUAAAUAAGUUGUAAAAGCUAUUUUAAAUGCUAAUCACUAUAAAACCAAAUGAAUUUAGUUUAUUUAUGUACCUACCUAUGUAAAGCAUUAAUUAUGUAAAAGCUUAACAUACUAUCGUUUAAAAUAUGUCGAAUAGGUGUUCUUUUUAAUAUUUUUUAUUUAAACUACUACAUUUUUUUUGUGAAGUUACUUUAAAUAGAUUUUAGAAAUGGAAUUACUUACUUCGAAUUACUUUACAAAUGUUAAGUGUAGUCUUUUAAUAUAGUCUUUUUAUAAAUGUAUCUCGCUUUAUAAUCUGCGGCUAAUGUAGAACUGGUUUCACAGUUGAUGUGGCUUGUUAAUUAUACCUAGCUAUAAUAUAAUGUGUUACAUACGUUUUGUUGGUCCCAAUAAAGUAAAAAAAUGUGUUGA
Leptidea sinapis is the source of this 5110-nucleotide messenger RNA. It is a transcript of the gene m-cup, whose product is annotated as protein fem-1 homolog C. Gene Ontology annotation, cellular component: ubiquitin ligase complex. Gene Ontology annotation, biological process: ubiquitin-dependent protein catabolic process. The transcript is spliced from 10 exons. NCBI's taxonomy places the organism in Eukaryota, Metazoa, Arthropoda, Insecta, Lepidoptera, Pieridae. Bases 203 to 2242 code for a protein of 679 amino acids. Gene Ontology annotation, molecular function: protein binding. The record is from RefSeq and is a predicted model, not a curated record.